AUGUCGUCGAGCGGGAGACUCGAUCCAGCAGUCCCCGUCACCGCCAUCGCAACCGCAGAGUCCAGGAGCGUGAUAGGGGUGGAGACCCCAGGCCUGCAGAGAGUUCUCUCCUGGCGCAGUUCCGGCUCAAUCUUCUCCGAUGGCACUGAUCCCAAGAGAGGCGUUUUGCAUCGGAUGGAGCUCCGGACCAAGGAAGCCACUCAUGACUUCACCGCGAUCAGAGACCACCUCACCGCAUGCGUUGAGAUGUUGGAGGAGGCCAAGGAAGAAAUCGGCUUGUUCUAUCAGAUGCCGCCGCCGGAGAUUGUCAGACACCGAGAUCUUUUUGAGAGAAUAUGGGGUUGGGAACGUUUUUUUCCUGUCUACAACCUGAGGUACCUUGAGGAAUACUACCGGCGAAAUGCCAGAGCGAGCCUCGCUCGACCGCAACCUAUGCUAUCCCUUGUUUCUCUAGUCUACCUGGGUCGCGAGAAACAGGUUGCCAGUUCUAGGCUGUCUGAUGCCACCAGUGGGCAACAGCAUGCCGAUUCUGCUGAUGUCAAUGACAACUUGGCUACUAUUCUCGUCCAUUUGUGCUGCGAAAAGGAGACCGAACUGGUAUCUGAAUGGAGGAAGCAGGGGUUAGAUGGUGCCUCUCCUGAGAUCAGGCUGAGCACCGCGAUCCAGAAGCAAGUCAUAAAUCUUGUGCUGCCACAAAAGAAGCGUAUCAUACCUCCUGUUAUUCUAGAUUGCAUCAAUUGUAUCAUGAAGGAAGCUGAGUUGAGCCUUGUGUCGAUGAGGAAGGGGAUAAGGAAGGGGUCGCUUGCUGAUGACUGUGAUGGAAACUUGAGCCAAAACAUUCGUUAUGAGGUGUUUUGUCUCAUUAAAAAGUAUUGGCGUGCACAUCCGUCCUCUGCUUCUGUUGCUACCUGUGCUGUCCUGUUGGUAAGUGUUGGUGCCAGACCAGAAAUGGGAACCACAAAGGAAGCUGAACAGAUGUGUGAGAAGAGGAGGCAGGAUAGUCUCUUAUUUGGAGAGCAUACCUUGACUACAAGCAUCCGCUCGUUGGCCUUAGCUAUGUUGUCUGAUGAUAUGGAUGCAUAUGUGCUUAAUACAGCUACAACUGAUGGCUUUUGCUAUUGGGACUAUGUUGAUCCAGCUGCAAUAGACAUGCCUGCCUGGUGUGAAAGUGCUAAAGUGCACGUCGAUGGCUCUGAUGAGUUAAGCAAGGGAAAACAUUCAACAAAAAACAAGCUGGAAGAGGAUGUGACUGUUUACAACAUAACUAGAGGCUCUCAUGCGUUAAGUAGGGAAAUGCAUUCAACCAAAAACAAGGAAGAGGAUGUGAUAGUUUGCGACAUACGUGGAGGGAGGGUUGUAUUGACUUAAAAGGCUAGUAGAAAUUAUAAGGCUAUAGUGAAAGUCAGAAAGGCUUUCAUGCAUGCAUAGAAACUUGGGGGAAGGGUGGUGGUUGGUUAAAAUUAGUGAGCACACGGAGAUGCCAAUAAAUUGAAUAUGGACACUAACAGGCGCCAAUAGAUCCAACAGAAAUUUCAACAUUAAGCUAAGAUCUGCACAUCUUCGCAUUUUUUUUCGUUCAUGACGCAA
Messenger RNA from Sorghum bicolor (sorghum), 1587 nucleotides. RefSeq lists its product as uncharacterized. The transcript is spliced from 9 exons. The record is from RefSeq and is a predicted model, not a curated record. Bases 1 to 1368 code for a protein of 455 amino acids. NCBI's taxonomy places the organism in Eukaryota, Viridiplantae, Streptophyta, Magnoliopsida, Poales, Poaceae.